AUGAAAGAAAAACCGUUCCAUCAUCGAGGUGAAAUCUUUGAGCUCAAAGCGGAGCUAAACAGCGACAAAAAAGAUAAAAAGAAGGAAGCUGUUAAGAAAGUAAUUGCUAGCAUGACUGUGGGAAAGGACGUGAGCUCUCUAUUCCCUGAUGUUAUCAAUUGCAUGCAAACCGAAAAUUUAGAAUUGAAAAAGUUGGUCUACUUGUACUUGAUGAACUAUGCUAAAACCCAACCUGAUAUGGCUAUCCUAGCUGUCAAUACCUUUGUCAAGGAUUGUGAAGAUCCCAACCCACUUAUUCGAGCUUUAGCUGUAAGAACGAUGGGUUGUAUUAGAGUGGAUAAAAUCACUGAAUACUUAUGUGAACCUUUAAGAAAAUGCCUUAAAGAUGAAGAUCCAUACGUUCGCAAAACAGCGGCUGUUUGCGUUGCUAAAUUGCAUGAUAUUAAUUCCCAACUUGUUGAAGAUCAGGGCUUCUUGGAAAGUCUCAGAGAAAUACUAUCAGAUUCCAAUCCAAUGGUUGUUGCUAAUGCUGUUGCCUCUUUGAGCGAGAUUCACAAAACUUCUCCAAAUCCAACUGGUGUAUUUGAUAUGAAUUCUGGAACUGUAAACAAGCUCUUGACUGCUUUAAAUGAAUGUACUGAAUGGGGACAAAUCUUUAUAUUAGAUGCUAUUGCAGAGUACCAACCAGUCAGUGACCGCGAAGCACAAAGCAUUGUCGAACGUGUAACACCACGUCUUUCUCAUGCUAAUGCUGCCGUAGUAUUGUCCGCUGUAAAGGUCUUGAUGCAAAUGAUGGAAAUUAUAAAGAAUGAUCAAAUUAUUGACCAACUAAGCAGAAAGCUGGCACCGACAUUAGUUACCUUGUUAUCAUCGGAACCUGAAAUUCAGUAUGUCUCCUUGAGAAAUAUUAACCUAAUAGUUCAAAAACGGCCGGAAAUCUUAAGAAACGAAAUAAAAGCUUUCUUCGUUAAAUAUAAUGAUCCAAUUUAUGUUAAACUGGAGAAACUUGAUAUUAUGAUUCGCUUAUCGACUUCGAGUAACAUUGCACAAGUAUUAGCUGAAUUGAAAGAAUACGCAACCGAAGUUGAUGUUGAUUUUGUACGCAAAUCUGUUCGUGCGAUUGGUCGUUGUGCUAUUAAAGUCGAGCAAGCCGCAGAGAAAUGCGUCAGCACAUUGAUUGACCUUAUACAAACUAAAGUCAAUUAUGUAGUCCAAGAAGCUGUUGUAGUCAUUCGGGAUAUAUUUCGCAAAUAUCCUAACAAAUACGAAAGUAUCAUCUCUACACUUUGUGAAAAUUUAGAUUCCUUGGAUGAGCCUGACGCAAAGGCAUCAAUGAUAUGGAUUGUUGGAGAGUAUGCUGAGAGAAUUGAUAAUGCUGAUGAAUUACUCCAGUCAUUCUUGGACGGUUUCCACGAUGAAACAACACAGGUACAACUACAGUUACUCACUGCCAUUGUCAAGCUCUUUUUGAAGCGUCCAGCCGAUACACAGGAUCUUGUUCAGUCUGUUUUGAGUUUGGUCACGCAAGAAAGCGAUAAUCCUGAUCUGCGUGAUCGUGGCUAUAUUUACUGGCGUCUAUUAUCAACGGAUCCAGCAGCUGCCAAAGAAGUAGUAUUAGCUGAAAAACCUUUAAUUGCUGAAGAAACCGAUUUAUUGGAGCCUACGCUACUUGAUGAGUUAAUGUGUCAUAUAUCAACUUUGGCCUCUGUUUAUCAUAAGCCUCCUAGUUCUUUUGUUGAAGGAAACUCACCCAUCAGAAAGCUUCCUAUACCGCGUGAAAGCACUACCUCCUCAGAUAACACUGAUGCAGCUGAAAACCAAGUUCAAACACAACAACAACCUGCUGCUGCCGCCCCUGCUCAACCUACGGUAAUUUCUACACCUCAAGAGUCUGCUGUAGCAAUGGAUCUAUUAGGCGACUUAGCAUCCUUUGACUCAACACCAUCUACAACUGCCAACGACAUGUACGCUCCAAAUGUGCAACCUGCUGGUAGCAGUGUAAUUGAUCUGCUAUCUGGUACCUUGGAUUCAUUACAAAUGGGUGGCAAUACAGCUGGAAAUCAAAGUGGCGGUCUUAGUAGUCUUUCGGAUAUGUUUUCGACAGGGACUUCUACAUUUUCUGAACCGAAAGUGGUUUGGCUAUCUGCUGCUCAAGGCAAAGGCUUAGAGAUUAGCGGAACAUUUUCCCUCCGUCAAAAUGUAGUCCAUAUGGAUAUGACUUUCACGAAUAAUGCAAUGCAAGCGAUGGGUGGAUUCGCGAUUCAAUUUAACAAGAACAGUUUUGGUCUUGUCCCUGCAGCACAAUUAGAAGUUAGAUCACCAUUGCCACCAAGACAAAGUGCUGAUUCUUCACUUCAGUUGAAGCCUUUGGGCGCUAUCCUUAAAAUGGAUCCAUUGAACAAACUUCAAAUUGCCAUUAAAAAUAGCAUUGAUGUAUUCUAUUUUGAUGUAUUAAUACCGUACCAUGUAUUAUUUGUCGAGGAUGGUAAGCUGGAAAGUAGGGAAUUUCUCACGCAAUGGAAGGAGAUACCAAAUAAUAGCGAACGCUCUUUCGAUAUCAACAAUGUACCAGCUUCAUCAGACGCGAUCGAGAAUAAACUUAAGAUGAGCAAUGUAUUCACUGUUGCUAAACGUAAUGUUGACGGACAAAAUAUGCACUAUAUGUCAUUGAAAUUUACGAAUAACAUAUUAGUGUUGGCUGAACUAAAGAUCCAAUCUGGAAAUCCAACUUUGAAGCUGGCCCUGAAGAGCUCAAUUGCAGAAGUUCUCCCUGGAGUCUAUCAGGCCUUUGAGUUAAUUUUGCACAGCUAG
Molecule: messenger RNA, 2811 nt
Organism: Trichoplax adhaerens
Lineage: Eukaryota; Metazoa; Placozoa; Uniplacotomia; Trichoplacea; Trichoplacidae
Exons: 23
Coding region: 1-2811 (936 amino acids)
Biological process (GO): intracellular protein transport; vesicle-mediated transport
Cellular component (GO): clathrin adaptor complex; membrane coat
Molecular function (GO): clathrin binding
Source: RefSeq, a predicted model, not a curated record